Messenger RNA from Bradysia coprophila, 2216 nucleotides. RefSeq names its product solute carrier family member rumpel (gene rumpel). Gene Ontology annotation, biological process: transmembrane transport; sodium ion transport. Gene Ontology annotation, molecular function: symporter activity. Gene Ontology annotation, cellular component: membrane. Lineage: Eukaryota; Metazoa; Arthropoda; Insecta; Diptera; Sciaridae. The record is from RefSeq and is a predicted model, not a curated record.
UCAGUCAGUUAGAUCAGUAUUUGGUAGUUGCGAUUUAUAUGCGGAUCUUUACUGUACACUCGGCCGCCGCCAAGAUAAUAUUAUAUACUUAGUACUAAGCCAGUUUCUCGAUUUUCGUGUCGAUUUCUUAAUAGAACAAUCAGCUUUGUCCCAGUUACUAAGUGCCUGAAUUUCUAUACCUUAAAUUAUAAAUGAAGCGUAAAAAAUACUUGCAGUGUUAAGUUGUUAAGUAGAUUUAUUGAAUAUUUUAAUUUACAAAAAUCUGUGCUUUGUCCAUUAAAAAAAAAUUGCAAAAUGAUUGGUCCGGGCGUGGAAGACGUUAAAAUCUCACUACAAAGGUUUGGCUGGCCAGACUAUUUAGUGUUUUUGGUGAUGUUACUUAGCUGUGUUAUGAUUGGAAUUUAUUUCGGUUUUAUUAAAAAGAAACCCAAGAAAACAUCCGAACAAGCAGCAGAUUAUUUAGUUGGUGGACGGACGAUGGCCGUUUUUCCAGUUACAAUGUCGUUGAUUGCAAGUUUCAUUUCGGGGAUAUCACUUCUUGGAACGCCAACAGAAAUCUACGUUUAUGGAGUGCAAUACAUGUUUAUCGUUUUCGGUGUGCUGCUCAUGGGCGUAGUCAUGACGUUUGUCUUUCUGCCAGUGUUCCACGAUCUUCAGCUAACAUCUACGUAUGAAUAUCUGGAAACGCGAUUUGACAGGAAAAUGCGUCUCUUCGGUUCGAUCAUGUUUACGUUCGGCACUAUGGCCUGGUUACCUAUUGUGAUAUAUGUACCUGCAUUGGCUUUCAAUCAAGUUACUGGAAUAAACGUACAUCAGAUUACACCAGUUGUGUGUAUUGUCUGUAUAUUCUAUACGUGUGUCGGAGGUCUAAAGGCAGUUGUGUGGACUGAUGUUGUACAAACUAUAAUGAUGUUCGGUGCCAUUUUUCUGGUGAUGAUCAAAGGUACUCUAGAUGUCGGAGGAGUUGAUGUGGUGUGGGAUCGUGCUGUAAAAGGAGAUAGAAUUGAGGGACCAGACCUAAACUUUGAUCUUAAAUCGAGACAUACGAUUUGGUCUUUACUUUUUGGAGGAUUUGCAUUUUGGUUGAAGAGUAAUGCUGUUAGUCAAAAUAUGAUUCAACGCUAUUUGUCGCUACCGACAUUGGCUUCAGCGAGAAAAGCUUUGUGGAUGUUCAUUACUGGUGUUCUAAUCUUGUUGGCAAUGUGCUGCUACUGUGGACUUCUUAUCUAUGCCACAUAUUACGAGUGUGAUCCACUAACGACCAAGUUAGCCAAAGCAAAAGAUCAGUUGUUGCCGUUGCUAGUCAUGGAUAUUUUAGGAAAUUUUCCAGGUUUACCUGGAUUAUUUGUUGCAGGAGUAUUUAGUGCCGCUUUAAGUUCCUUAUCAACUGGUCUCAACUCCAUGUCAGCCGUUAUGCUCGAAGACUUUUUCAAAACAUUUUCGAAAGUACCGCUGACGGAUAGGCAAACUGCCUACAUAAUGCGUGGCGUCGUGGCAAUCUUUGGUGCGAUAUGUGUCGUUUUGGUGAUAGUCGUAGAGAAGCUAGGAUCUGUACUACAAUUGUCCAUGAGUCUCGGAGCAGUGACGAAUGGUCCGUUGCUCGGUAUCUUUACCAUGGGUGUAAUGUUUCCAUGGGUUCACGGCACCGGUGCAUUGAUCGGAGGUUCGACAGGUCUCGGAAUUAUGGCAUGGAUUUGCGCAAAGGCUCAAGCAGCAAUCGCAACUGGUGAAUUGAAAUUCGUUACAAAACCAGUUAAUACGCUGGGUUGCAGUUACACAUUUAUCGCAUCCGAGCCAUUGAAUAUGCUCGCCAUCAAUACAACCGCAGCUUUUAUUCCAGAAACGUCGACUGAAUCCGAUUUCGAAAUUUAUCAUAUUUCGUAUUUGUGGUAUACGUUACUGGGAGCUACCAUCACAAUCAUUGUAUCGCUGAUAGCAUCGUUUAUCAUCGGAGCUAAUGAUCCGAGAAAAAUUCAUCCGACAUUGUUGGCACCGUUCAUGCGAACGUUAUUAUGGCCGAAUCGGAAAAACUUUAAGCGAGACGAUCCAAUUGGCAUUGAAAAUGAUGGUCCAGUUGAGAGUUGUCUCAAUUUGAAAAAUAUUGAUACGGCAACGAAGGUGGGAUGAGGACAGUAAAUGUUGUAAAUAAUAACACAAGUUAGAGUUCGUGAGCGUUGUUUAUUUAUCAAAUAAAAGUAAUGUAGAAGUUGAACACU